Ostrea edulis (European flat oyster) is the source of this 494-nucleotide messenger RNA. RefSeq lists its product as uncharacterized. Bases 180 to 494 code for a protein of 104 amino acids. The transcript is spliced from 5 exons. The record is from RefSeq and is a predicted model, not a curated record. NCBI's taxonomy places the organism in Eukaryota, Metazoa, Mollusca, Bivalvia, Ostreida, Ostreidae.
UUUUUUCCGGAAUACUAAUCAAACUUCCCCGAAGUGAAAUUUCAAAAUGCAGUAUAAUUGGUGGUCUUCAUCGCGCCAUAAACGACUUUUACAAAUCGGAUACGCUGGGAAAUCUAUGUUGUGUAUAAUAUAUUCAUAAUUUGAUCUGUUUAUUUGGAGUUUUCUAAGAAAUAUAUGUGAUGGCAACUUCCAAGAACAAUACACGUAAACCAUUGCUUGUAGUGAAUGAUUACAUCUCCUCAGAGACAACAACCUGCCAGGGCAAUUUACAGAUUCCAUUGACUGUAAUGAACGAUCAAAUCUAUUCAGAUCUGAAAACAGAAUGCAAAUCAGAUGUUUUUUCCCAUACCGAUACAGCUGCAAAGAAAAAGAAAAAUAGGAGGAAUUAUGUUAUAGCACUAAUUGUUGUGCUAAUAAUCAUCGUCAUACUGUCAUCCAUUCUCAUUCUACAGAACGUGGAACAGGAACAAAAGGGAAAGGUUGAACAAGAAUAA